AUGGAGGCAAAAGGUUGCAACGGUAUCGAACAUUCCAAUGAAAUUAUAAAUAAACUUCCGAAAGCGUUGACUAAUCAUGUGACUCCUAUCGUUAAUAGUCAACAAGUGUCAGAGAAAAAAGUUCUUCCAGUUUUUCCUUGGUUUGCUAUUGAUAUCGGUGGAACGCUAGUUAAACUUGUUUAUUUUGAACCGCUUGAUUUAACACUCGAUGAAAUUCGGACUGAAGGUGAAAUUCUCAUGAAUAUUCGUCAUUAUUUAGUAUCGAAUCGUGCAUAUGGCGAAGAUGGGUUUCGGGAUGAUGAUCUUGAAUUGAAGAAUAUAAAAUUCGGCGGCCGCCGAGGAAAUCUCCAUUUUAUUAGAUUUCCCACGUCGAAAAUGCCAAAUUUUAUUGAUUUAUGCAUUAUGAAGCAUCUGCAUACAUUAACUUUUCAAGUUUUCGCAACAGGCGGGGGUGCCUAUAAAUUCGAAUAUGAUGCAGUUGAAAAAUUAAAAUUGAGUUGGCACAAAUGUGAUGAACUUGAUACAUUAAUAAAAGGCUUGAGUUAUUUAAGCAAACUUAAUCCCAACGAAUGUUUCUAUUACGAAGAACCACAAAAUGAGGCUAACCCAAAUAAACAUCCAUUUAAAUUUGAUAUUCAAAAUCCAUUUCUAUUGGUGAAUAUUGGCAGUGGAAUCAGCAUACUACAUGUGGAAUCUGAAACAAGCUAUCGUCGUAUAAGUGGCACAAGUAUAGGUGGCGGUACGUUUUUGGGUCUAUGUUGUUUAUUAACGGGCUGUUCAAGUUAUGACGAAGCAAUUCAGUUGGCCACUGCAGGUGACAGUACAAAAGUUGAUAAAUUAGUCAAGGAUAUCUAUGGUGGUGAUUACGAACGGUUCGGUCUACCAGGUCACAUUGUAGCAAGCAGUUUUGGUCAUAUGAAUCUAUCGGAAAAACGUGAUCAAGCAACAAAAGCUGAUUUAGCUCGAUCGACUUUAGUAACCGUUUUAAAUAAUAUCGGUUCAAUUUCCAUGAUGUGUGCUCGAACAGAAAAUGUGAAUCGAAUAUUAUUUAGCGGCAGUUUUUUGCGUAUUAACGAUUUGUCAAUGCGAAUAUUAGCAUUUGCUAUGGAUUAUUGGUCGCGCGGUAAAAUUAAAGCAAUUUUUCUUGAACAUGAGGGAUAUUUUAGUGCUGUCGGUUCUUUAAGAGAAUUUAUACGGGAUAACGAUGAUCUUACCACUACUGCAACUACUACUCAAAAUUAA
Molecule: messenger RNA, 1242 nt
Organism: Rotaria socialis
Lineage: Eukaryota; Metazoa; Rotifera; Eurotatoria; Philodinida; Philodinidae
Source: the annotation of a GenBank genome assembly